This is a messenger RNA of Astyanax mexicanus (Mexican tetra), 1048 nucleotides long. RefSeq names its product HscB mitochondrial iron-sulfur cluster cochaperone (gene hscb). The record is from RefSeq and is a predicted model, not a curated record. The coding region runs from base 119 to 925 and encodes 268 amino acids. NCBI's taxonomy places the organism in Eukaryota, Metazoa, Chordata, Actinopteri, Characiformes, Acestrorhamphidae. Gene Ontology annotation, molecular function: protein-folding chaperone binding; ATPase activator activity. Gene Ontology annotation, cellular component: mitochondrion. Gene Ontology annotation, biological process: protein complex oligomerization; [2Fe-2S] cluster assembly. The transcript has 6 exons.
CGCCGGAGGAGAGAGAACCGGAUGUACACACUGAAGCAGCUUCCGCUUUGGAGUCGUAGCUACUCCUGUCAUUCCUGAAUGUGGUGUAAAGCCGGUUUUAAUCCGAAUUAAAGGGAAUAUGAACUCUAUCCGGAGUUUCUGCGUUUCUCACGGGGUUCAUAGAUAUGUACCUUCGCUGCAGAGCCUCAGCGUGGGCUCGUGCGCCGCUGCGAGAGCGCGCUUUAUCUCAAACAGCGCUAAAAACAACCGGGACUAUCUACAAGUUCACACGAACCGAAUCCCGAACCGAAUCCUAAAGCUUCAGCAUCCAACCAGCAACUUCUGCUCCUCCUCAGCUGAAAUGAGGAGCUGCUGGAGCUGCGGAUCUCCUGCCCAGCUUUUUUUCUGCUCAGCCUGUAAAAUCAUCCAGCCUCCAAACCACGGAGCCACCUACUUUCAGAUACUCAACUGUGAUCAGACGUUUGCUGUGGACGUUCCAGAGCUUCAGAGGAGAUACCUAGAGCUGCAGAGAUCUCUACAUCCAGACAACUUCAGCCUCAAAUCACCGACGGAACAGGAAUAUUCAGAGAAGCAGUCGGCGCUGGUUAACAAAGCCUACAGGACCUUGCAGAAACCCGUUCCACGUGCCGUGUACAUGCUGCAGCUACACGGAGUCCGGCUCCAGGAGGGAACCGACGCCACGGCCGACCCAAACUUCCUGCUGGAGGUCAUGGAGACCAACGAGAAGCUGGCGGAGAGCCGGAGCCCGGAGGAGGUGGACGACAUCGGGCAGGCAGUGCGAGAGACGCUGAAAGACCUGACGGAACAGAUGAAUACAGCUCUGAACAAAGGAGACCUCCAGUCCGCCAGAGAACUUUUGGCCAGAAUGAAGUAUUUCGCUAAUCUGGAGGAGAAGGUAAAAGAGAAACUAACAGAGAACUUGUGAGGACGCGGAGAAGAGACUUCCCAUCAUAAAAUUGAAUAUCGUCACUUUUAAAAAUGUGUUGUAAAUUAAUAUAUUUAUAUAUUUUAAAUAAAAAUAAAACUGUUUAACUUGUGUUUUAAUAAA